AUGUCCCUACAGUCUGGGGAAGGAAACUCACUCGGCGUCCUUUGUUUUGUUACGCGUGCAGUGGAUCCCCAUACUGUCAUUGCUGUUCGUGUAUCGCUGUUUUGUGUUCUAGAUGGGCUGACAAGAUCUUUGUGGGAAACAGUUUAUGAUAUUCUUGCCUCUCUGGGGCUAUUAAACAAGCAUGCCAAACUGCUCUUUUUGGGCUUGGAUAAUGCUGGAAAAUCUACUCUAUUGCAGAUGUUGAAGAAUGGCAGAGUCGCGCUUUUGCAGCCAACCGCACAUCCGACUUCCGAGGAACUCUCAAUUGGCAACAAUACAUUCACAACCUUUGAUUUGGGAGGCCACGUCCAGGCUCGCCGUCUGUGGAAAGAUUACUUCCCCGAAGUCAAUGGAAUUGUUUUCAUGGUUGAUGCCGUUGACCAUGAGCGUUUCCCCGAAGCCAAGGCCGAACUCGAUGCCCUCCUCGCCAUGGAAGACCUAGGCAAGGUUCCGUUCUUGGUCCUCGGCAAUAAGAUCGACCACCCUAUGGCUGUUUCCGAAGACCAGCUCCGUGGUGCCUUGGGAUUAUAUCAAACCACGGGCAAAGGAAAGGUCCCGUUGGAGGGAAUUCGACCUAUUGAGGUGUUUAUGUGCACUAUUAUCGGACGCUCUGGCUAUGGCGAAGGUAUCAGAUGGUUAUCGCAAUACGUCUAA
Molecule: messenger RNA, 693 nt
Organism: Ophidiomyces ophidiicola
Lineage: Eukaryota; Fungi; Ascomycota; Eurotiomycetes; Onygenales; Onygenaceae
Gene: SAR1
Product: COPII coat GTPase
Exons: 5
Coding region: 1-693 (230 amino acids)
Biological process (GO): vesicle organization; membrane organization; intracellular protein transport
Cellular component (GO): endoplasmic reticulum exit site; COPII vesicle coat
Molecular function (GO): GTPase activity; GTP binding
Source: RefSeq, a predicted model, not a curated record